Messenger RNA from Arvicola amphibius (Eurasian water vole), 684 nucleotides. It is a transcript of the gene Trnp1, whose product is annotated as TMF1 regulated nuclear protein 1. Gene Ontology annotation, molecular function: DNA binding. Lineage: Eukaryota; Metazoa; Chordata; Mammalia; Rodentia; Cricetidae. Bases 1 to 684 code for a protein of 227 amino acids. Gene Ontology annotation, cellular component: nucleus. Gene Ontology annotation, biological process: regulation of cell population proliferation. The transcript has a single exon. The record is from RefSeq and is a predicted model, not a curated record.
AUGCCGGGCUGCCGCAUCAGCGCCUGUGGCCCAGGGGCCCAGGAAGGGACGGCAGAACCGGGGUCCCCCCCGCCGCCACCCCGGGAGUCCCUGCCGUCCCUCCAGCCCCCGCCCCCAUCGCCGACCUCGACCCCGACACCCACUCAGUCACUGCCCUCGCCCGAGGCGGCGGAGACACCGGCCGAGGGGCAGGAGCUGCAGCGCUGGCGUCAGGGUGCUAGUGGGGGUCCGGGGGGCGCUAGCCCGGCCGGAGUUGCGGGCGGGGGUGCGGGUGCAGCGGCAGGGGCGGGGGGCCGCGCUCUGGAGCUGGCCGAAGCGCGGCGGCGACUGCUGGAAGUGGAGGGCCGCCGGCGCCUGGUGUCGGAGCUGGAGAGCCGGGUGCUGCAGCUGCACCGAGUCUUCUUGGCUGCCGAGCUGCGCCUGGCGCACCGCGCCGAGAGCCUGAGUCGCCUGAGCGGUGGCGUGGCCCAGGCCGAGCUCUACCUGGCGGCGCACGGGUCGCGUCUCAAGAAGGGUGCGCGCCGCGGCCGCCGGGGUCGUCCCCCCGCGCUACUGGCCUCGGCGCUGGGCCUGGGGAGCUGCGUGCCCUGGGGUGCCGGGCGGCUGCGGCGCGGCCACUGCCCCGAGCCCGACUCGCCCUUUCGCCGCAGCCCGCCCCGCGGCCCCGCCUCCCCGCAGCGCUGA